AUGGGAGCCAUAAUUUCAUCAACAGUCAUAACUUUAUCAACAGCCGGAAUGCUUUGCAUUUACGUAGGAACCCUAGAAAGGGAAAUGACCUCGGAGUUGGAUCAAAUCAAGAAGGACACGGACAGCCUCUGGCGGGACAUGGUUAGCAUGGAUCAAAAUCUGGAAGCCACAAGAAGAGCGAGAAGGGAUCUAGAAGAGGUGCUCGAUGUUACAGAAGCCGAAGCAGUAUUCCCAGACCAAGGAAGAGUUACACAGAUACCGGUACUUCUAUCACGAUGCAGUAAGUCGCACAUUCUACCCAAACUUCUCUUUGGAACAAAAUAUUGCACAAAAUAUGCCUUUACUCUCACCAGGCUAACAAAUUUCGUCCAAAAAUUUACUUCGAAUAUUUUAGGCAGAGAAGAUUCUGUAAAUAGAAUCAUAGAUCUUUUGCGUUAACC
Messenger RNA from Cylicostephanus goldi, 440 nucleotides. The record is from the annotation of a GenBank genome assembly. Lineage: Eukaryota; Metazoa; Nematoda; Chromadorea; Rhabditida; Strongylidae.